AAAAUAAAUCGUAUCGUUCAACCGGAACUAGAUCCAUAUAAGGAAGUAAGAAAUAUCAUUACGCGUGUCUUGUAAUCUCAUAUAAACAACGAUCAGCGUGUCGGCUCAGUCGUAAUUAAAACUUCAUUCAAGUCGGAUCUGUAUCAGAGUGUCUGAAUCAGUGUUUUGGAAAAAAAAUCAUUUUAAGUUUAUAAAGUUGAAGGUAUGAAGGUCCAAUUCGCCUGCCUCCUAGCUCUUGUAGUUUGCUGCUCGGCAUUUAUAAAAGGAAGAAAAAUUAAACGUCCAAAUUGUGAUACAACAAACGGAAAAAAAGUAGAUGGCUUCAGCUGCGGCGAUGGACAGUGCAUUUGGAAAAGUUUGCGUUGUGAUGGGAGACAGGAUUGUUUUAAUAGUUUUGACGAAGAGGAAAUCUUGUGCGCUUUUGAGUCGUAUAUUCCCGAGUACGUUUGUUCAGACAACGAAUUUGAUUGCGGCAACGGUAAUUGCAUCAACAGAAAAAAACGCUGUGACGGUCAACGCGAGUGUGAUAAUGGCAAAGAUGAGAAGAAUUGUGACGACACGUAUUUAAUCCGACCAAAUUGUGACGAGGAGAAUGGUAAACCUGUAACUGGAGUAGAUUGUGGUGACGGAAUGUGCAUAUUUUCGAAUCAGCUUUGUGACGAUAAACCAGAUUGUAUGAAUGGAAUGGAUGAAUCUCCCUUAACGUGUCCCGAUAAACAUAAGGAUAUUUGCACAGAAAAAGAAUUCCAAUGUGCAUCAUCAAAGCAGUGUGUACCUUUAACAGAUAGGUGUGACGGUACUUCCGACUGUAAAAAUAACUACGACGAGCACAAUUGCCCCUCUAAAAAAUGUGCUAAAGGCAAGAUUGAUUGCGGAGAUGGUCAAUGCUACAAGGUAGAAAAAUUAUGUGAUGGCGAACAGGACUGCUUCAACAGAGCAGAUGAAAAACACUGCACACCGAAAGUUUGAAACUGUGUGACGUCAACAACUAUAAUGGUAACCAAAUUGACUUUUGAAGAGCAUUAAUUGUCUACAAUCCACUGGUUUGUUGAUCUUCUGUACAAUCAAAUCCAAGGAACUUUCAUGUAAAUAGAGACUUCAUCGAAGUAUGAUUUUCCUUAUAGUAUCUUGUGUGUAAAUAACUAACACAACUACGAACCUCUGCCGAUUUCAACGUGCACAGUGACUUAAAACUACGAAAUCUUGCAAGAUAUCGACUUCGAUUAAAGUUCUCCGUAUAGUAAUAACUCUUUAUUUGGCUUCUGGAAUAAUAUAGUAAUGUACUUUUGUAAAAGAGAGAACUACUGUAUGUAGGGGCAUGGCUAGAUAUAACUGGCUGUUAAAAAUCGCAUGCAGUUUUGAACAAAAAUGAAGAAAAGUAAAUGUCAAAUUGACUAGUCUCUGCAACCGGCAGAUGAUCAUACGUUUAUUGUCCAUGUACCGCAACGAAUUAGCAAGCGUUUGUAUUGACAUACCACACUAUCACUCACCACUCGAUCACUAACAGAGUACUUUGGCUUAGAUGUCUGUUUUCACAUACACUUCUUUUUUGGACGCCAGUCUGAGAAUAGGAAAUUUCAUUAUUUUAAAGCCUUUCACAAACAAUAUCAAUCUGAUUAAUAAAAGGAAAAAAUAUAAAUGUCCGAUUAAAUAAUAAUUUUGUUCUAUUGUCUCACGAAACAUAAUGCUUAGUUUAUUUUAGUAGACAUAAUAGGCCUACGGCAACGCUAGGUUGAUACUGUGAAGAAAGUAUGUAGGACUACACAUCUAGUAGCUAAUUGAAACGUUUGAUUAUUUGAUGAUAAAUAUACAAACUCGACCUCAUUUCGAUUUUCAUUUGUAUUUGUAAUACUGUAAUUGAAAACUUCAAAAUCAGGAAAUGAUGUCGAUGGGUGCACAUUUUUGAUGUCAUUCGUUUUGUGAAUAAUUAAUUAUUUUAAUGCAUUGUGAAAAAUGCUACUGGUAUAAUAUUUUGUAAUACUAUCACCAUAUUCGUUUUUGUGAAAUAUAUUUAUUUGUAUAGUAGUGACAACAUAA
Molecule: messenger RNA, 2037 nt
Organism: Anneissia japonica
Lineage: Eukaryota; Metazoa; Echinodermata; Crinoidea; Comatulida; Comatulidae
Product: very low-density lipoprotein receptor-like
Exons: 6
Coding region: 205-969 (254 amino acids)
Molecular function (GO): protein binding
Source: RefSeq, a predicted model, not a curated record